Periconia digitata is the source of this 1232-nucleotide messenger RNA. The record is from the annotation of a GenBank genome assembly. NCBI's taxonomy places the organism in Eukaryota, Fungi, Ascomycota, Dothideomycetes, Pleosporales, Periconiaceae.
CCCCAUCCUUUGAUUUUAGGGUUCCCACGCGCCAAACUCUCGAGAUCCCAAGCCCCAGGACGACAAAUGAGCACCAUGAUAUGGCGAUGACCGUUGCCGCGGGUCAAAACGAAUGUUUGCUCGGCGGAGGCUUUGUCGGUCCGCUUUCCUGACCAUACAACGCCCAAGGAACCGCAGCGAUGCAGUGUUGCGCAAUAAUGACGAUCCACCCGCUCCACCAUGCAGCACCACGCCCAGGGUGCUGCAUAGAAACAUCAUCGCUGAGUUCAAAAGUGUCGAUUCUCAUCGUCUCCCCGCGCCCGCCAUCCUCAACCGCAAUCGGAUCAAGAGGAUUCUUGUUCUCGUGAUCACUCAGCAAGCGCGCCAGGACCCACGACUUGACAUCGGUCACGAACCCAGUCCCGCAAUUCACGAGUUUGCAGUCGUUCUCCGGGCGCGGCCCGUAGGUAUUGUCUUCGAAAGCAUGCAAUGUGGUCUCAAGGCAGUAGCUUGGCCAGCCGGCGGAGAAGGGAAUGGGUGCGAUGGAUAGAAAGGAGGUGAUAGAGAAGGGCAAUGGGAGUCUGUAGCCGACGAUCUGCGCGACUGCCCUUUGGAAGAUUCUUUCGCCGAAGAAGAGGAGGAUAAAGAUGAUUGUGAUUACCCUCGUCCAGGUUGUUUCAUUCUCAGGUGUUACGAGGCGGUCCAUUGCUGGUUCCAAAGGUGAUUGGUGAGUUGACUUGACUUGGUGUAAUUCGAGUCCAAACGUUGGGCUUGGAAAAAAAGAGUGGUCAAGACAGCCAAGCCUGUUUAGUUGCUGUUGUUGUUUUUCUUCACGUUCGAGGGUGUGGUGCUGCUUUAUAGUAGGCGAGGAGUGUAGCGUGUUUGCUAUCAUAUCAAACUCGUGAAUAGGCGAGCAAACGGAGUGAGCGGGAUAAAAUGCACAGCCUCGAGGACCGGAGAAGUGAAUGGGGAUGCAGUGAAGGAUAUAGCACGUGACGCUAGUGCUGGGCAGACUUCGCGCGUAGACUUUUCCAGAACAGGCAUGAUACGCUUCUCGGAAAUUCCGCUCGUGACAUGUUUGUAAAGAACACUCUGUUCUUUCUGUGAUGCUCGGUAUUGUACCCGUUUCCCCCCUGAACUCUCCAUUUACCUUUCCGCACAGUAUCAUCGAACAUAUAUACCUGAAAAUCGGUUGUGAUCUGUUGUUGUAUUGCAUGAAUGGACAAUAGUAUAAAUAAAAGUACAAGGUAUUG